Messenger RNA from Rhizophagus irregularis DAOM 181602=DAOM 197198, 561 nucleotides. RefSeq lists its product as uncharacterized. The record is from RefSeq and is a predicted model, not a curated record. NCBI's taxonomy places the organism in Eukaryota, Fungi, Glomeromycota, Glomeromycetes, Glomerales, Glomeraceae.
AAAUUAUUUAAUGAAUAUAAAAAUUAUGUAAGUUUUAAAUCAAAAAUUGAUAUUCAUAAUGCUGGAAAAGUUCACAAAGAUUUUCAUUCAGGCAAUAUAUUACUUGAUAACUCUUAUCCAUUUAUAAGUGAUUUAGGAAUGUGUCGACCAGCAAAUAUAAAGCAAUCUGUUAAAGAAGAAGGAAUUUAUGGAGUAUUACCAUAUAUGGCACCAGAAGUUUUACCUAUUAAAAUAUGUAAAGGAUUUAGACCAACAAUUUCUAAAGAUGUACCAAAAUUACUUGCAUAUUUGAUAAUAAAAUGUUGGUAUGCUGAAAUAGAAAAUAGAACAACCACUAAAGAAUUGUAUCAGAUAUUAACAAAAUGGAAGAAUGAAAUUAAAGAUAUUGAAGGGGGAAGAUAUUCAAAUGAAAAUAAAUACAAAAGCUUCCAAACAUACCCACAAGCAUUUUAUACUAGUAGAAUUAUAAAUUUCAAUAAUCUUCCAAAGCCAGUAAAUUCUUCAGAUUUAUCAUCUGUUUAAUAGAUGCUAGCUAUGAUACUGCUCAAUCAACUUCAGCAA